CCGUCUUUAUGUCUUUGUUCUAUACUCUCUGCUCUUGCUCUAACCUUAUUCUAUACUCUCUGAUGUUAUGCGUUAGCGUUAGCCUUCAUCUUCAUCUUAGAGACUUAGACAUGCCUUCAUCCACCGUUUCCAAAAUUCUCGCAAUGAAAGCUAUUCCAGCGAUUUGAAGAAUCUUACAAAAUGUCUCAAGAUUAUGUGGAGAUCAUUGCAGAAGGUGUGAACCCAACAACAAGAAAUAAAUCAGGAAUCAAACAGAGGAAAAGUAGUACCAUCACAUUAACACCCAAGAAAAUUUAUGAUAUUGAUCAAGUCAACCCCAAACAAAGCCUAUCUCAAGACAUUGCAAGAAGGCCAGGUAAAUUCAUUUCUUCGCCCACAAAGAGUCCGUGGAAGAAAACAUCAUCAGCUCUAACGAAAUAUUCUCCGUUUAGAAAGAACUCUCCAGCCUUUAAGAAUAAGCCAAUAACUUUUUAUUUUCAACAAAGUCGCACUAAGUCAUCUGUGAAUCCUUUAACUCAGGUACUUCAGUCUAUUAAAGAAGAUGAAAAGUUACCUUCACCAGACAAAGAAGCUUUUGAAAGUUUACUAUCUGAUGAUUUUGAUCUAACUGAAGUUGAAAUUGAUGCUGAUGUCCUUUCACCUCCUAAAAAAGUGACGAUCUUGAAAGAGCCCAUGGAGUCAACAUCCUAUGCCAGGGACUCCAGCGCUUUUUCUCCAGAUGAUCCAGAAGAGAACCACUCAACUGGAGCUAACAGUCCGCCUGAAGAAGAUGAUGAGAUUUUUAAAAGAAAAAGAAUUAAAAAGAAAAUAAAGAAAACUUUGUUUCCAAGUGCAAAGCCAGACGAAAAUUUUGAUAAUGUAUCAGGCUCUGUUUCUGGAGAAAGCUUUUCUAUGAAAGAUUCUCAAUUCAUAGACACAGCACAUACUAGCAAAAGUAAACUAAGUCAGAUUAAUGAUAUUUCAAUAGAACUUUUAUCUUCUCCCUUUUACAAAUCCUCUCAAGAAUUUGAACUCCAGAACCAAAAACUUUCGCAAGACUCCAAAGACAGCAAUCUAGUCUUCUCCCCUCAAAAGCCGUCUGAUGAAUCCUAUACCUACGUAGACAGCUAUUCAUCUUGUAUUGAGGCUGCACUCACUGACUGUCUCACUUUCUUGAAGAAAAAUAAAGAAAACGGAAUUUUCGUUGACCUAAUUGAACUCGAAAAAUUUACUGCAAAUGGAUCCUUACACCAAACCAGAAGAAGGUUGUAUGCAAGGCUGUUAAUAAAUCGCCAGUAUAAAUGGUAUCGUUUGCAAGAUCUUAAGAGCUAUGAAGCUGCCCUCAAUAUCUCGAAUGAAGAGCUCGUUUCAGAAAUAAUCAAAUUGGAAGAAGAAGGUUUCUUAACUUCUAACCUGAAUAGUUUAGAUUUACCAUCAAUGUUGAAUUUAUUACAAGUGAAAGAUCUCAAAAGCUUGUGCAAAAUUAUUCGUGUCAGUGAUAACAAAUCAAAACCUGAAUUAAUAAAACUAUUAGUAGAUUACGAACGGAAGCAACCCAUACUCAGGUUCUUUUCGAAGACAAGUCAACAGCAGUCUUCAAAAACAUCAAUUCUCAUACAGCAAACUAAAAAACUUCUCGGUCACUGUAUCAAAUUGACUGAUGGUCCUAGAAAUGCUUUCUUUCAAUGUUUACUCUUCGCCACUUAUCCUUUUUUCAGUGGAGAUCCUCAAACAAGGUUAAAGGAUUAUUUGGACCGAUUAGUAAAGGUCCAGAAAAAUGAAAUUUCAUUCCCUUCGUAUGUAGUCCACAAGACUGUUGUUUUUUCUUUUGAAAGGUCAUUCAGCAUGUACCAUGAAGCUUUGAAAAUAAACGAAAAUGUUUUUAUUGCAUUAAAUAGGAACAAAAAGGACAUCAAUUGGACAAAAGUGGCCGAGUAUGCCAACAUUUCAUUUAAUAAAUUUGAAGAAAUUCUUAAAGAUGUCGAAAUCAAUAAUUACGUCGAAACUUUACCGGCAUUUUUACGUCGUUUUACGGCUGGGCAUGUUUAUGCAAGGAACUUAUUUAGUGUCAUUAAUGAGAAUAAAAAGGGUACUGACAAAAAUUUUAUAGUAAAAGCAUUAAAUCUACUCAUAGAUCAAAAAUUAUAUGCGUUUCAUAAGAGAGGCACAUUUUAUGAAGAAUUGGCAAUGACAUAUCAAAAUUAUUUGAAGGACACUGAAAAAGCCCUUUGUAUUGUCUUGCAAGGUUUAAAAGACCCUGAGAUAGACUUACCAAUGAAGUACACUUUGUCUAUUCGUGGUUCAACGCUGGUCAGGAGAAAAACCAAGCCUGUUUCUCAGGGAUUCAAAGCAGAGGUUGAAAAAUAUUUAUUCGAUAUCCCAACCCCUACUAGUGUUAUAAUCAACGCUCGAUGCCUUGAAGGUCAAGCAGGUUACAAACAAAUUUAUGUCACCGAAACAGACGAUGGCGUUGAAUUUUCUUCCGUCGAGGAAAUUGCCAAAUCAUACUACAGAAAACUUGGCUUCACUCAAGUUCUUCAUGAUGAAGGUGGAACAGUAAGAGCUGUGGCAUUUGCCUGCUUUUGGGAUAUUAUUUAUCUGCAACCUUUAACUGUAGUUAAACAUUCAGUCUUCCACUCCCCAUUUCAGUCUCAUCCCUUAGAUUGGGGAUUCCAAGAUUUUUUCCAGCACCGCCGACCUGAAAUAUUGGCUCGUCUGGAAGAAAUGGAAGAAGGAGGUGUCGAAGUUGUCAUGCAGUUGUUGACAAGGGUUUGUGAAGAGUCAGAAAAUAUUGAGAGUGUUAUCAAUUGGAACUACUUGUCUAAAACAAGAUUAAACUUGCUAAAGGAUUUUUUAGCCUCUUUGUCUGUCAAAGUAUUUUGUAAACUCUGCCUUCACCUACUACAAAAUGUGCGUCUUUAUGGCAAAGCUUUUCCUGAUCUUACAAUGUGGAAUCCAUUCCAAAAAAAAUGUAUGUUUGUGGAGGUCAAAAGUCCCAAAGAUCGCUUGUCACAUAAUCAGAGACUGUGGCUCUACAAUCUCUCAAAAAUGGGUGCUAAUUCAGAAGUCUGUAACAUUCAAGCAACCGGGUCAAGGAAGAGGAAGCUAGUCAUUGGAGCCUCAACUCCUUCUAUCACUUAAAUACUGCAGACGGUUCUCUACUAUUUUAUACUUUCGUAAGGAAAAUCCUCCAGGGACCCCAAGUACAAGAUGUUUCCUCUACUGGAGUGCUGUUGCUGCUGUACUUUGAUGUUAGUAAUGAUGCUAUAAAAGUCCACACAACUUUAUUGCUGGCUUUGGCACACCGACAAGAUUGUGGAAGGUUCUGCAAAGAGUUUUAACUUGAGAGAGUGGACCCCUGGACAAUGUGCGAAUUUAAACACUCUAACACACAGGGUGUCCAAAAGUUCUUAUCCCUUCCCCUUCUAAAAGCUUCUGUGUAGAGCCGUUGAGAUGAAACUCGGGGGGAUGAAACUGUAGGUCAAAGAGAACUACAUUUUGGCAUAUCGAAUAUUUGGUGAAGGGGGGGGGCGCUGGGCUGUGAUUGCGCCCCCCCCCCUUGUGAUACCUCCAUCGAAAGAAGAUAAAAAAAAUGUUUUCGCGCAAUACGUAAGGCGCCAUCUUUAUUAUUUUUUCAAAAUGGCGGGAAAUCGGCAUUUUACCUAUUUGUCGAUCGGCUAAUCUGAAACUUGGUAUCCGAAGAUUUCUUGAGACGAGGAAAACGAAUUUUGUGAGAUUUCUUUGAAAAAGCUAAAUUUUUUUCAAGUUUUUCAAAAUGGCGGUAAAUUGGCAUUUGUAAAGUUUAUCAAUGGAUAUGCAUUAAAUUUGGUACCUGGGGACGAAAAGGUCAUAUAUUUCAAAUUCUUUGAAGCCUUUUUUAGAAUUUAGAAAUUUUUAGCCGCCAUUUAGAUGGCGGCUAAAAAUAGCGAAAAUUUGGCAUUUUAGGUUUUCUAAAUUAAUUUAUCUAAAACUAGGCAUCGACUUUUUAAGGCGAAAAAAACGAAUCUGGUGAGCUAUUUUCAAAAUAACAAAUGGGCUUGUUGCCAACUUCUGCUGGAGCAAAAAUAAAAGUUGUUUCCAUCAGUAAAUGUCUUAAAAAUCACGAUGAGUUCAUUGGCGAAGUUUGAUGCCCUCCUAACUUCACAAUUUGUGUACAAAAUUUGCUUUUUGAGCUUCAUGCUGCAAAAACGAUACUACAGCAAAGGUGAUAAUUUCGUUAGAGGAGUCGUUCUACUCAUCCCUGUGCCACUGUAAACUACACAACAUUCAACAUGGCUGACACCAAUCUGCCAAAACACUUGUGCCUGGACGAGAUUCUAAUAAUUUGUUACCAACCCAGUGUGUUUACAUUUACGAUUUCUUCGCGUUGAUAAAGAUCCGCUUUGGUUGACCUUAUGCUCCUGAUUGUGAUUUGCGCGCGGAAGUGUCGGCUAUGUUGGGUGUUGCUAUUGCAAAAGGAUUGAAUAGAACGAUUUUUUCAACGAAAUGUUCACCUGUGCUGUAGUAUCGUUUUUGAAGCGGGAAGCUAAAAAGUACGAGAAUUUCUCACGCAAAUUGUGAAGUUGGGAGUGCAAUUCAAACUUUGCCAAUGCGUUCAUUUUUUAGACUUGUAUGGAUAGAAAUAACUCUUAUUUUUGCUCGAGCAAAAGUUUGCAACAAUCCCAUUCUUUGCUAAAAUGCGAAAUUCCGGCCUUUUUGAGAAGGCUUCGAAGAAUUAAAAAAUAAGACUGAUUUGUUCUUUACAUCCCCCAAAUACCCCAGGAUAUCAGAUUUAAUGCAUAUCUAUUGGUAAACGUCUCAUAUGCCAAUUUUCUGCCAUUUCGAGAGCCAUCAGUUCGGAAAAAGUUAGCUUUUUUUAAAUAAUGUCACCAUCUUCGUUCUGCUCGUUUCAAUUAAUGCUCAGAUAUUGAGCUCUAGACAAAUCCUCCCACAAGUAGGUAUAAUGCCAAUUUUCCGCAUUUCUGGCCGCCAUCUUUGAGAAAAAUGAAGAUAUCGAAUUGCCCGAUUUUUUUUUUUUUUUUUUUGCGAUCCUUUUUCGAACGUGAUAUCACAAGGAGGGGUCGCCAUUGUAAAGAAAAGUUGGGGUUCGGUCCCCUCAACAUUUUGGAUAUGCCAAAAAGUAUUUCUCUUUAAACAUUCCUCAAGUUUCGUCCCAAUAGCUCAACUACGGAAAAUUUUAGGAGGAGAGGGUACGACUCUUGGGAUACCCUUUAGGUUUCUUCCUAAAAAUUUCGCCGAAAUCACGAUUUGCUCAUAGAAAUUAACUGAAAUGAACUACUAACCAAGAUAUCAACAUUUUUAUCCAGCAUUGGUUAUGGAAAAUUUGAAUUUUCCGCUCUUAAUGUAAACCAGAGAUUGAUCGAAUUAAAUUGCGCAUUAAAACAGUUUUA
Molecule: messenger RNA, 5369 nt
Organism: Bemisia tabaci
Lineage: Eukaryota; Metazoa; Arthropoda; Insecta; Hemiptera; Aleyrodidae
Product: fanconi-associated nuclease 1
Biological process (GO): interstrand cross-link repair
Cellular component (GO): nucleus
Molecular function (GO): flap-structured DNA binding; 5'-3' exonuclease activity; 5'-flap endonuclease activity
Source: RefSeq, a predicted model, not a curated record